CAGAAAGAACAGACAAAAUGCAGGCAGGGCACAGGACAAAGCACUAGGGACAAAUUAAAAAAAUGAAAUUUUUUAAAGUUUUCAAAUUUCCCACCGGUUCCGGCGCCCGUACGUCCCGACGUCACAGGGACCGGAACACAGAAGACGGAUGCCGUCAUCGGCCGGAGGAGAUGGUCGGGGACGUUGCAGGGGACACAUCGUGGGAGGGAAGGACAAGGUAAGCUCUGCAGGGAAUCCCUAUGCAGUGCCGCAUGUAUUCCCGAGUGUAGCUCGGGGUUACCGCUUUUGGUACUGAAAU
Staurois parvus is the source of this 298-nucleotide messenger RNA. NCBI's taxonomy places the organism in Eukaryota, Metazoa, Chordata, Amphibia, Anura, Ranidae. The record is from the annotation of a GenBank genome assembly.